CAGCUGUCUUCGCAGUUCAUCAAGCUCAACUGACCCCUCUACCUUCGUCCCGCUCUCCAGGACCGGGCCUUGGGGCAGCGCUGUUCCGCAGCCGCCCUUACUCUGCCCCCCACCUCGCGGCCUCCCCUGCAGCACAGGGUCCUGCGUGUCCCCCACCCCUGCCCGGCAGUCCACCGCCUCCCCCUCUCCAGCCCAGGUCGCGGGAGCUGUCAAACCGGUAGCAGCAGAAGCAGCCCCCAGCCCAGCGUCUCCGCUUUUUCCUUUGUGUGCGCGCGCGAGCGGAGUUGGGGAGGAGGGAAAACGGGGAGGUCGCUCUGUCCGUCAGUCCGUCCGUCUGUCUGUCUCCCGCCGCCUCUGCCUGGUUGCUCCAGGGCGGCAGCUGGGAGCUGCGGGGGCGACGGUGCGAGCGACUCGGUCCCAACUGCGCGCGGGAGCGCGGACCCGCGCCGGGCUCGCCCGGAGCCUCACGGACGGUCCGGUCUGCACCCCUGCGCCCUGCCCGGGCUGCCACCCGGCCCCGACACCGCCGAGGAGCGUGCAGAGCCGCCAGGGGGACGGAAAGCACAAAUCAACCGCGGCGGCAGCAGCGCGUCAUCUGGCGGAGCAGGAAGUGCAGCGGAGUCCGGGCCGGUGCUCGCGCGUCCCCGGACUUGGCCAUGGGCGGGGGGCCGCGCGGGCUGCGGGCGGCCGGGCCAGGGCAGCGGCGGCGGCGCCGGCUCCGGGGCUGAGCGAGCAGCCACCCGCCGGGCGCUCCGACAUGGCCGCGUCCAGCAACUCCAGCCUGUCCGGCUCCUCCGUGUCCUCCGAUGCUGAGGAAUACCAGCCUCCAAUAUGGAAAUCUUACUUGUAUCAGUUACAACAAGAGGCCCCUCGUCCCAAGAGGAUCAUUUGUCCCGGGGAGGUGGAAAACAGACCAAAAUAUUAUGGAAGAGAGUUUCAUGGAAUCAUCUCACGGGAGCAGGCAGAUGAGCUCCUGGGAGGUGUGGAAGGUGCCUACAUUCUCAGAGAAAGUCAGCGUCAGCCAGGAUGCUACACGUUAGCUCUAAGGUUUGGAAAUCAGACUUUAAACUACAGGCUCUUCUACGAUGGCAAACACUUUGUGGGUGAGAAGAGGUUUGAAUCGAUUCAUGACCUGGUCACAGAUGGCUUGAUAACACUGUAUAUAGAAACAAAAGCUUCUGAAUACAUUUCCAAAAUGACCACAAACCCAAUUUAUGAACACAUUGGAUAUGCCACUUUACUCCGAGAAAAAGUAUCCAGAAGGCUGAGCAGGUCAAAAAAUGAAUCAAGAAAAGCAAGUGUCACAAAUGAAGAACACACAUCAGUUGAAAAGAUCUCCUCCCUGGUCCGAAGAGCUGCCCUCACGCACAAUGACAACCACUACAACUAUGAGAAGAUGCACAACUUUAAGGUCCACACCUUCCGAGGUCCACACUGGUGUGAAUACUGUGCUAACUUCAUGUGGGGGCUCAUAGCUCAAGGAGUCCGGUGUUCAGACUGUGGAUUGAAUGUACACAAACAAUGUUCCAAGUAUGUGCCCAAUGACUGCCAGCCCGAUCUCAAGAGAAUCAAGAAAGUGUACUGUUGUGAUCUCACAACACUUGUGAAGGCUCACAAUAGUCAGAGACCCAUGGUGGUAGACAUCUGCAUUCGGGAAAUUGAAGCAAGAGGGUUAAAAUCAGAAGGCCUUUACAGGGUGUCUGGAUUCACUGAACACAUUGAAGAUGUCAAAAUGGCAUUUGACAGAGAUGGUGAAAAGGCAGACAUAUCUGCCAACAUCUACCCAGACAUAAACAUCAUCACUGGAGCCCUCAAAUUGUAUUUCAGAGACUUACCAAUACCUGUCAUCACCUAUGAUACCUAUUCUAAAUUUAUAGAUGCUGCAAAAAUUCCCAAUGCUGAUGAGAGGCUGGAAGCAGUUCAUGAAGUGCUGAUGCUGUUGCCUCCUGCCCACUAUGAGACCCUUCGAUACCUAAUGAUCCACCUCAAGAAGGUGACCAUGAAUGAGAAGGAUAAUCUCAUGAAUGCCGAAAAUUUGGGGAUUGUGUUUGGCCCCACCUUAAUGAGACCCCCUGAGGACAGCACCCUCACCACCCUCCAUGACAUGCGGUACCAAAAGCUGAUUGUGCAGAUUUUAAUAGAAAAUGAAGAUGUUUUGUUCUAAUGUAUCAGGGAAAUGAGCUGAAUGGCCCAGGCCCCUUCAGAGUUGAUAAGCCUGAAGGAACAUUUCUCACAACAUUUCUUACACUUGAUUGGCUUUUCAAACAAGUGACAGAAUUUCCUGAACUGCAGUGGAUUGCCAAGUUGGCUACUGUGUCUCAUAGACACUCGUCUCCUCCAAGUGAGAGCAGCAAGUGUGAGGAUGCGAAUGCCCUGCCUUUUGGGUCUUGAUGUGCCUCUUAUGUAUGUCUGUUUUUCUGGAAGAGUGAUUAAUACAUCUUUCUUUAACUUAUUAAAACACAAGAUAGAUCUUCAAACUUCAGACUGAUCAGUGAUAAAGGGGAACUUAGUUCAUGGUGGUACUUGAUACAAUUACACAUUUUCCAUUUGCAGAAAAGACAAUUCUGUGUUAAAUGUUAAAUUAAACUUCUAUUGUAAAAUGUAUUUUUAAUUUUAGCUGCAAGAAUGUUAUUUUAUUUUAGCAAGUAGAGCCCAAUGCAGUGCAUUGAUUAUUACCCUGUGUUCCCUUGUCCUGCCUUGCUGUGAUAGCCUGGAAAAAUUUACCAUGAAUGCAGUAUUAUCUUGACAUAUCUCUGUUCUUAUCAGUGCUUUUCCAUGAAGUGUCACCUGCCACAUGUGUCUGCUCUUUGAUAGUUUUUGCUGUUAAGAACUGGCGUUUUGCUAUUGUAUGAUAUGUUUAUAGCAAUUAUAGGAUAGUCUGAAAAUCCACAAAUUUUCUUUACAUAAAAAUCCAAAGUAUACUUCAGAAUUGAUAAUUGGAUUUUUUCCAUAUCAUAUGUAUGUAUCUUAGAAUGGGCAGAAUGUGGGUUUUUUUCCAUAAAAUGAUUUGGGAACAGUGGUUAUAUUGGUGCCAUAAGAAAGUACACAUUUUCCCUCUUUUCUUUACAAGCAAACAUUCUGAACCUGUUCUGUCAAGUAAUAUUUUUUGCCAUAUUGCUGUAAGAAAAGUGAAUAUUUAGAAUAAUUAUUGAUUUUCCCAUUUUUUUGUUUUAUAAACAAGUCUAUUUUUUAAAAUAAGAAUAAGUUUGUUUUGUACAAAGAUUUGUUCCUCCUUGAUAAGCAAUGCUGUAUAGAUAAUAAUUUAACAUGAUUUUAUUACUAUAAUUCGAUCUUCUUGGUUAUAUUUGUCUUAGCGUGAGAUCUCCAUGCCAAGAUUUCUAUCUUUUGUAACAUAGAUAAAAUAUUUAAGACAUCAAAAACUAAAUCUAGGUCCCCUUUACCCCUUUAUAUCUAACUGUAGUAUCUCUUCCUCUGAUCAUGUGAUGACUCAUGCAGUUCCUUACUAGUCUUGCUUUUGAGUGGCCAGAAGAAAGUCGUUGUGUGGCAAGUGAGCUGAAGGAGGAGUGUGAUGCAAUUGUUGUCCUGGAAAGUGCUGGUGGACACCACUGGCACACAAUGGUUAAUAUGGUUCUGCUUGGUCCCUGCUAUUAUUAUUCCUCCCAAUGGUAUAGAUUUGUUGUUGUAGCUUAUGUACUUCUUGAUACUGUCAAAGAAUUAUCUGGAAAUGAUUUUAUUUUGUGAAGUGAACAAUACUUUGUAAUUUAUGAUAGUGUAAAUGGAAAGAAAAGCAUUAAAUGUAUUGAAUUCUUCUGUCUACCA
Messenger RNA from Erinaceus europaeus (western European hedgehog), 3780 nucleotides. It is a transcript of the gene CHN2, whose product is annotated as chimerin 2. NCBI's taxonomy places the organism in Eukaryota, Metazoa, Chordata, Mammalia, Eulipotyphla, Erinaceidae. Gene Ontology annotation, molecular function: GTPase activator activity. Bases 758 to 2164 code for a protein of 468 amino acids. The record is from RefSeq and is a predicted model, not a curated record. Gene Ontology annotation, biological process: regulation of small GTPase mediated signal transduction; signal transduction; positive regulation of GTPase activity. The transcript has 13 exons.